AUGGCGACUGAUAGCAAAUCCAAGUCCACUUCCGCAGCCAAUAAGUCCAAGAAGGGGAAGCAACGGUAUCUCCCUCACAACAAAGCGGUGAAGAAGAAAGGGUCGUACCCAUUACACCCUGGAGUGCAAGGCUUCUUUAUUACUUGUGAUGGUGGCAGGGAACGCCAAGCCUCUAAUGAGGCCAUUAACGUUAUUGACUCUUUUUAUGAAGAGCUAGUCCAUGGGAAAGGUUCAGGAUUAAAGCUUUCUGAGGAACACAAACCUUCAAAUAAGAAGAUUAAAUUCUCAUAUUCUGAUUCUUCUAGUAGUGAUGAUGAUGAUGAUCAUGAAAACAAACAGGCGGGAGAGGACAAGGCAGAAGAAGAACAAGAAAAUGGGGUGGAUGAAGAGAAUAAAUCUGAUACUCGUGGAGAUGAUGCUAGUCAUGAUAAUCCAACAACUGAGAAAUCAGAUCACCAGAAGAAGGAUGAUGGUAGUCAUGAUAAUGCGACAACUGAGAAAUCAGAUCACCAGAAGAAAGAUGAUGCUAGUCAAGAUAAUGCAGCAACUGAGAAAUCAGAUCACCAUAAGAAAGAUGAUGGAUGCGAUGGAAAUAAAACUGAGGAAAAGAUUAAAGACACUAAACAGGACAAUGUUAGUAAGGAAAUUUCAGCAAAUGAAGCUGAGGAGCCACCAGCAAAGAAACAAUGUCUAGGAACAAAUUCAUCAAAAUGUACGAUCCCAUAUGAAGUGGAAGAGAAGUCCAUUGAUAAGCUUAUUGAAGCUGAGCUUCAAGAACUGGGAGAUAAGAACAAGAGGCGCUUUAUCAGCCUUGAUUCUGGUUGCAAUGGUGUUGUCUUUGUCCAAAUGCGGAAGAGAGAUGGAGAUCCUAGCCCAAAGGAUAUAGUGCAGCAUAUGAUGGCAUCUGCUGCUGCAACCAGGAGACACAUGUCCAGGUUUAUCUUAAGAGUAUUGCCUAUUGAAGUAGCGUGCUAUUCUUCUGAAGAGGAUAUUACAAGAGCAAUCAAACCACUUCUUGCACAACACUUUCCAGUGGAAACUCAGAAUCCUCAGAAGUAUGCAGUCCUGUAUGAAGCCCGUGCAAAUACUGGUAUUGACAGGAUGAAAACCAUAAAUGCAGUGGCAAAAGCCGUGCCUGGGCCUCACAAAGUUGACCUUAACAAUCCGAUAAGACCAUUGUUGUUGAAAUUGUGA
Messenger RNA from Prunus armeniaca (apricot), 1194 nucleotides. The record is from the annotation of a GenBank genome assembly. Lineage: Eukaryota; Viridiplantae; Streptophyta; Magnoliopsida; Rosales; Rosaceae.